AAGGCAGUCAGCUGACAUUCCACACUGAGUGGAGGUUCUGUGCUGGGGCUGUGUUCCGGGGUGAGUGACAGCAGCCUUGGAGUCCCUGUAAGUUGGUGUAUGAGGGCAGGACUGGCACCAUGUACUGGCACUGAGGACAAGGCUUUUCCUGGCUGACUGGGCUCUCUAUAUUAUUGGUACACCCUGUAUACAGGAUUGUGACUCUUGUUGAAGAUGAGUCCCACACAAUGGGAUUUCCCUGUAGAGCUAUGUUGUCGUCCUAUGGCCUUUGUGACCCUGACUGGUUUAGAUGUCACCUUUAACGCUAUUCAUCGUGCAAUUUGGGAUGCAUUUUGCGCUAACAGACGGGCAGACAGAGUACCCAUCUCAUUUAAGGUUCUUCCUGGUGACCAUGAGUAUCCAAAAUGCAGAACAAAGAGAACAUCCUAUGAGUGGUACAUCCCAAAAGGAAUUCUGAAAACCAGCUGGAUGAACAAACACCUUAAUCUGGUGCCCGCCCUUGUAGUGGUGUUUUAUGAGUUGGACUGGGAUGAAGCCCAAUGGAAAGAGAAGCAGUCAGAGUGUGCCACCAGGGUGGAAAUUGUUAGACAGAGCUUGCAAGGAAGGAACACAAAGGUAGCUGUGGUUUUAAUACAGAAGAAGACCCCUUUACCUCCAGGUGAAGAUAUGAUUGCUUCUGAAAGGGCUGCUGCCUUGUGCAAUGCCUGUGACCUGUCUGGCAAAUCUCUUUUUGUGCUGCCGCACACAGACCAUCUUGUGGGUUACAUAAUUAGAUUAGAGAAUGCAUUUUAUGAACACGCACAGACCUAUUACUACACUGAAAUUCGAAGAGUAAAAUCUCACAAAGAGUUCCUGAAUAAAACCACCCAUCAGUUACUGUUUGUAAGGCAUCAGUUCAAGAUUGCAUUUUUCAGUGAGCUCAAGCAAGAUACCCAGAAUGCCCUAAAGAAUUACAGGACGGCUUAUAACUUGGUUCAUGAGCUGAGGUCACAUGAAACAAACAUGCUGGAGAUAAAGACCAUGGCUGGCUUUAUUAACUAUAAGAUUUGCCGUCUGUGCUUCCAGCAUAACACUCCUCUAGAUGCCAUUGCACAAUUCAGGAAACACAUUGAUCUGUGUAAGAAGAAGAUUGGAAGUGCGGAGCUGUCUUUCGAGCAUGCCGCUUGGAUGUCUAAACAGUUCCAGGCAUUUGGUGAUCUGUUUGAUGAAGCUAUUAAACUGGGGCUGACAGCCAUUCAGACACAAAAUCCUGGCUUCUACUAUCAACAGGCUGCAUACUAUGCACAGGAGCGCAAGCAUCUUGCUGCUGUUCUGUGUAACCAUGAUUCUUCUGUGUCAUAUCCUACUCCUGAUCCUCUUGAGACUCCUAAUGGGGUGCUUGAUUUCUAUGGACAAAGGGCUUGGCGCCAAGGGAUAUUAAGUUUCGAUCUUACAGAUCCGGAGAAAGAGAAGGCAGGAAUUCUUGCUUUGCAACAGAAAGAGCGGGAUGUCAUUCACUCAGAACUUAUCAUUAGCCUUCUGAGUAGCGCUGUUGCACAGUUUAAGAAGUACAAAUGUCCGAGAAUGAAAAGUCACCUAAUGGUUCAGAUGGGAGAGGAGUAUUACUACGCAAAAGACUACAAUAAAGCACUCAAGUUGCUGGACUAUGUCAUGUGUGACUAUCGAACUGAGCGGUGGUGGACCCUUCUGACAUCUAUACUGACUACAGCUCUCAAAUGUGCCUAUCUCAUGGCACAGCUGAAAGACUACAUCACUUAUUCAUUGGAACUCCUUGGCAGAGCAUCAACCUUAAAAGAAGAUCAAAAGUCCAGAAUUGAGAAAAACCUUAUUAAAGUGUUAAUGAAUGAGAGCCCAGAGCCAGAGCCAGAAUGUGAUGACUCCAUGGUGAAAACGGCUCAGAGGCUGUGGACAGACCGGGUCUCCCUGGCUGGAAGCAACCUGUUUACUGUUGAAGUUCAAGAUUUUGUACCAUUUGUGCAAUGCAAAGCCAAGUUCAUCUGUCCAAGUUUUCAUGUGGACACGCCAGUUGAGUUGUAUGUGUAUCUGAAAACUGACUGCCCCCAUCCAAUCCGCUUCUCCAAACUUUGCAUUGGAUUUAGUAACCAGGAAUACAAUCAGUUCUGUGUGGUGGAAGAGCAGUAUGAAAGUAGUGAUAUUCUGGAACAAUCUGCUCAGGGGACCAUGUGUCUGGUGCCUGGGAAAACACGAAAAUUCACCUUCAAGUUUGUUGCAAAAACAGAAGAUGUUGGGAAGAAAAUUGAGAUCACCUCUGUAGAUCUAAUCCUGGGCAGUGAGACAGGCCGAUGCGUGAUCUUGAACUGGAGAGGAGGUGGAGGAGAUGCAGCUUCUGCCCAAGAGGCUAUACAGGCAGCUCGCUCCUUCAGACGUCGCCCUAAACUACCUGACAACGAUGUUCACUGGGACAGCAUCACAAUCCAGGCGAACACCAUGAUCAUUUCUAGAGUUCCGAAGAUUUCUGUCCAACUGCGUCAUGAGCCGCCUGCCCUCUGCAAUGAAAUGUAUUGCCUAAUGAUUAGAAUACAGUCUCAGGAGAACACGGUUAUUAAGGAUGUGAAGCUCACUGCAGGCCUAAAGCCAGGGCAAGACGCCAACCUGACACAGAAGACUCUGGUUACACUCCAUGGGGGAGAAGUGUGUGAUGACUCCAGUCCAGCUCUGCUUACCGACAUCCCCAUGAAAGACCUGCAGCCAGGAGAACAGCUGGACAUGCCCCUGUACUUUCGUUGUGGAAGUGUUGGCACACGUGUGUUCUUGGUCUACGUUUCAUAUCUGAUAGACACAACAGUGGAAGACAAACAGAUUGUGUGCAAAUGUCACAGAGAUGAGACUGUCACCAUUGAAACCAUGUAUCCAUUUGAUGUUACUGUGAAAUUUGUAUCUAUAAAGUUUGAGCAUUUAGAUAAAGUGUAUGGAGACAUCCCAUUCUUACUAAUGACCGAUAUCCUGAGCGCAUCACCAUGGGCGCUUACCAUUAACUCCAGCCAACUUCAACUGGCGCAAUCUAUCAUUUCUGUGGAUGAAGUGGAGUCACAAGUAGAAAAUGUUGUUUUGCAAACAGGUGAAAGUGCUAGUGAAUGCUUUUGUCUCCGAUGUCCUCCAACAGCAAACAGUCAGAAUGGAGUGGCCACUGGAAGCUAUGUUAUAUCUUGGAAAAGGAGUUCUGCAGGAGAAGAUGUGCCAGUCGUGAGCACUGUUAUUACUUUGCCCUACGUGGUGAUUGAAAGUAUCCCUCUCCAUGUUCAUGCAGAUCUUCCAUCAUUUGGACGAGUAAGAGAAUCUCUCCCCGUCACGUAUCAUCUACAGAACAAAACCAAUUUAGUGCAAGACAUAGAAAUCUCCGUAGAGCCAAGUGAUGCUUUCAUGUUUUCAGGACUCAAACAGAUAAGAUUACAGAUACUCCCAGGCACUGAGCAGGACAUGCUGUAUAAUUUCUAUCCUCUAAUGGCCGGAUAUCAGCACUUACCAUCACUCAACAUCAACUUACUGCGAUUCCCCAACUAUACCAGUCAUCUGCUGAAACAAUUUCUGCCCACUCAUGUGUUUGUAAAGCCGCAGGGACGCCAAGUCGACGAAGAUUCCAUCGAAGCAGCAUGAAAUUACGCUCCCAAAUAUAAAUAAAUGUCUUGCGCUCCCGCUUAUCAGGUUUUAUUGGUAGCCUAUUUAUUUUUUCACUGACCUGCAUGACAUGUGUUUAGAGGUUUUAAACCUGGUAAAAGCCACAUGAUGAGAAAGGAUGAAGCAGAAUAUUUUCGAGUGACGUCUAAGUCCAUUUUUCUUGCAUUCCACAUUUGUUUUGCAACUUUUAAUUAACUGUCCCCCCAACCAAGAUAGUUCACAAUUUAACAUGUCUCCUUGAGCCAACAUCAUUAUACACAGUAACCUCUCGAAAUACAAUGGCUCUAGUAACUCUUAUUCUCCAUAUUUGUUUUUUUUUGUUUUUUUUUUAUAAUCAUCCUCUUGUAUUUCUGAUUCAUACAACAUACAUGUAUAAAAGGUCUUCUGUAUCUCCCAAAAUGUAUGAUAUAAAACACUUUGCACCAUUGUAAUAUUUUUAGUUUGAAUAAUUGAAUCAUACUAUAUGAAUUAUGUCUAUAUGGCUUUGAACUAUUAUUGCAUUAAAUAUAUUGGACUUUAAUAUCCAAUGAUUGUGAAGGGAAUAGUCAUAAUCUCAUGCAACAGUGUCUGUUCAUCUGCUAAGUCAAAAACUUGUGGAUUACUAAUAUGAUGGCUGAAUAAAACUCCACAAACCCAUUUUUCUUUCUCUCAGUGUGGACUUGUACAUUAGAGCCUGUAGCCACCCAUGUACAGGAAUCCAGCAUUCAUUGAAUCCAUGACAUCAAUGGGAAAUGCACAAAUGAGCAUUGAUUAAACCAUUUCUUAUGUGUUGUGUUUCCAUCAAUUAACAGUGUGCAUUGUUUUGACAUUUUCUUAAUGUACAUAUCAACAAGAUACUAAUAAAAAAUACUAUGUAACAA
Molecule: messenger RNA, 4496 nt
Organism: Pelobates fuscus (common spadefoot toad)
Lineage: Eukaryota; Metazoa; Chordata; Amphibia; Anura; Pelobatidae
Gene: TRAPPC11
Product: trafficking protein particle complex subunit 11
Exons: 30
Coding region: 214-3615 (1133 amino acids)
Source: RefSeq, a predicted model, not a curated record